AUGGAGUACAAGACAGAGGUACGAUGCCUGCAGUUCUGGGUUCUCGCUUUUUCAAUUGGAACCACUCUGGCAUUCUACCUCAUAGCAGAUUAUUAUAUGGACCCGGGUGUGAGCAAUGCAUUUGGUGGAAUCUGCAACAAACGUGUUGAAGACGCAUGUGCGUACGUGAACAGUCACAUAAAUCCCCUAUAUAUGUGGGACUAUGAUGACAAUGUUGACUGCGUGAUGACACUGGACGCGGGGAGCAUGGCAACAGCUAAAUUUAAGGUAGAAUGGCACCACUUCAAUGUCCAGCCGACCACGUCGUGCACGGCAGACUACCUGUCUCUUUAUGAUGCGGACAUGAACGACAUCAGCAAUGCGUCUACCCUGAUCGGCAAGUUCUGUGGGGGUGUGGUUGAUAUCACAGGAUAUCCCACCCAACGCUACCUCACCCUGCAGUUCCACACCGACGGAUCGGGUAACGACAUUGGCUGGCGACUCCGAGCUACACGUUAUGAGUCACCUCCUUGCCAGGAUGACGAAUUUCUGUGUACCAGUGAGAACAUAUGCAUAGACGGCCGACUUAAGUGUGAUGGAACCUACCAGUGUGCUGAUCUUACGGACGAGAACGACUGUACAACCAUGGAAAAAUUCAUCGGCACGUUCAUCGCCCUCGGAAUGGGUGGGCUUGUUGGAGUCGGAAUCGGCAUCAUCGGCGGGUGUGUAGCAAUAUGGGUGGUGGUAGGAGCGUUUACCUGUUGUAAGAAAUGUUGUAAGACAUGUUGCUUCAAGUGCUGCUGUUGGUGGCCGUGCUGUAAAGGUCGAUGUGGUAAUCCCCCUGCAAACUCCAAAGUUGGACCACAGGAGGAAGGCGAUGAUUGGGGCGAUGACAUCAAGAAACCAGCUGUGGAGGACGACAUAGCCAUAGUGGACGAGGAGGGAGGCAACUUCGGCACGGAGCCUGAGGCGGACAUAAAUGUCAACACCGGAGAAGAGGCCAACGAAGUUACUGUUGGAGAGGAGGCCAACGAAAACACUACGGAGACAAAGGAUGACAAUGAUGUUGUCAUAGACAGUGGGAGGCAUACAUCCAUGUCUAAAGUGGGCAACACAAAGGAAGGAGGUCUUACUGAAGUCGUAUAG
This is a messenger RNA of Ylistrum balloti, 1125 nucleotides long. Its product is annotated as suppressor of tumorigenicity 14 protein homolog. The transcript has 5 exons. Lineage: Eukaryota; Metazoa; Mollusca; Bivalvia; Pectinida; Pectinidae. The record is from RefSeq and is a predicted model, not a curated record. Gene Ontology annotation, molecular function: protein binding. The coding region runs from base 1 to 1125 and encodes 374 amino acids.